GACGGCAGAGACUUGGUCCAGAUAUUCAAAAUGGCGGCUUGCUUGAAAACAACCGGCAAAUUUUGGAUUUUAUCGCUCUAAAAACAGCUCUUACAGCGCCAUCGACAUACUAUAAACGUGGUGAAUACUUUAAGGGAAAGUAGAUCCCGCUUUUUAUUAAUUUCGUGCAUGAAUUCUAGCUGAGAUAGUAGCAAAUGGUGAACAUGUCAUUUCGGUGCCCAAGUUUCGGUGUCGGUCUUGUUGAUAGAUCUCUGCAGAGAGAUGUGAGUGUGGUUUGUACAGCAGAGCAAACCAGCAAAGUAUUCGUGGCUUUUAAAGUUAUCGAAGAAAGGCUUCAUGGAGACAGUGGCUACAAGGUUUUCGUCACUUCUAACGAUACUCAAGGUAUCUUUAUAACAGGGUUGACUCAAGCACUACAGUCAUUGACCCCCUAUACUCUCCAAUUUUGCAAUAACACGCAACAAUGGAUAUCUCCAAGAACUUUUGAUGUUGACAUUUUCAUUGGAUCCCACUUGGAUAUCCUCAAAAUAUUGAGCCAUCGACAGCCCUCCCCAUUACUUCUUGUGAUGGAUAAUUGUCAUGCGGUGUCAGAAGGAGGUUCAGUUAUGAAGGACCUAGUAAACAUUGCCAGACAACAGCCAAAGUGCAUUAUCAUGGGUUUAACAUCAGGUAUUGUGGGUAGGAGGAGAACAUGCAUUUCAGAUGUAUAUCAACUUUUAACUACAAUGGAGGUAACAUUUGGUGUCCAAGCUAUUGUUUCUAGUGAUUUACUUGCUGUAAACAAGUAUGGAGAAAGACCUGAAGAGACAUUGGUUGUAGCCUCGUCAAUGACAAAUGACAUAAUUAACAAGAACGUGUUAGAGUGUUUGCACGAGGCAAGGGAUACACUGUCCUUUGCUAACAAUGGUGAAAGUGUAGAUGUUUUUAAUCGCCUGUCAUCCAUGUUAGCGGAAUGUGAAGAUAUAUUAAUAGAUCUUGGUACCUUUAGUUCACUCAAGGCUUUGUCAUUCACUAGUAGAGAAUUUAACAAAGAAGGGAAGAAAGCAAUAAAGGCCAAACAAGAAGACUUAGCAACCACCCUACAAAUAUGUGCAGCUAAACUAGACGAAGUGGUUAAUACUGUGAAGAAAGAGUUUGAUGGUUCUGCAGAUAUUCUAUUGACAGAUGUGACAAGAAGAAUUUUUCAAUUUUUAACUUUGUUGGAUAAAGAGAAUUCUACAUCCCCUACAGAACAAGUUGAAUUAAGAAAUAAAAAUUUUGAAAGAGUUCAUUUUAAAUGUCAAAAUGAUGACAUUAGUAAAAUUGAAAUUGCCAAUCACACAACAAGGCCAAUGCAAAGACCUGUUGCUGUGAUUCUUGCAAAGUCUGAACUGCAAGCUCAUGCCAUAAACAGCCUUAUCAGUUACAUCUCUGAUUUUACUCAUCCAUACCUCAAAACCAGAAUUUUGUCAAAUGACAAGAUCAAUCAGAUGAUUAACACUCACAUGUCUUUAGAUGACAAGGAGCCAGACCCCCUAGUAGGUGACAUGACCAUGCAGGGCAUCUUGAAUGGGUCCAUUAAUGUCCUUAUUGUAUGCCGUGAGGUAGAGCAUCUACUGCGCCUAUCUCAGUGCCGGCUGGUUGUCAGGUUCGGUGUCCCUAAUGAUUAUAUAUCAUAUGUUGUUGUCAAGAACAUUGCCAGAGAGCAAAAUGCACAUGUGAUGUUUAUAAAAACCAAGAGCGUGCAAUGUCACGAGGAAAAUACCUUUGUGGAAUUUCAGACAUUGGAAGAAAUAUUCUAUGUCAGAAGCUCACCACAGCCGGUGCAUCAUUGCACAUCUGAUCUGAAAGAGGACUCAGUAUAUACACCAUUUGGCCCAGAUGGGCCCUGUGUAACGGCAGAUACAUCCAUCAGUCUCAUCAAUAGUUUUUGUAGUCAGUUCCACACUGAUGGGUUGAGUAAAGCUAUCCCACAUUGCUGCAGCAGUGUGUUUGAGCAGGGAGAGCAGAUCAAAGUGACUUCUACAUUGUUUUUGCCAAGAAAUUCUCCACUUAGCCAGCCAUUCAAGGCCCACCUAACAGUUUCCAAACACAAUCCUAAACAUGAACCAGCAGUAGCUAAGCUGAGAUGUGAGCAAUUGGCAGCCCUAGAGGCGGUCAAAGCGCUUCAUACUGCAGGGGAGCUAGACUCCAGUUUACAGCCAUGCGCAAGGCGGCGAGAGCAUGUGUUCAAGAGAAAAGACGAGACAUGUCCUGACGAGAUCGCGGAUGGGAGUAUAGGCCGGGCGGGAUCGCUCAGGCGAAGACGUGCUUACAAGUGUAAGAUUCCCUGUGUCUUCACCAACAGCCUUCCUGAUCCUGGCCAAUCAUGCUAUGUGUAUGCGGUCCACCUUGUACUAACUAAGCCAGACUCGCAUGAGAGGGCUGUUCGCUCACAAGGAACACGUUUAAAGGACCCUGAGAAGCGGCCUUUAUCUUUAGGGAUUAUUCUCAACAAAUCAUUGCCAAAGCUCCCCGCAUUUAUUAUCUACGACAGAGCAGGUGAGAUGACUGUCUCUCUCAAGCAUUGCUACAAUACCAUGCUCACUUCCCAACAACUCGCACUAAUACAGCGCUUCCACCGAUACGUGUUCACUGACGUCCUGAACCUCGAGAAAGGCGAGUCCUCGCUGAACUUCGAACCAAAAGAGAACAAGAAUGGAUGCUUCCUUGUACUACUCAGGAACACUGAUCAGACUACGAACCCCGAUAGGGAAGGUCAGACAAAGAACCCCUAUGAAGAAGGCCAGACAACGAAUCCCGAUAGGGGAGGUCAAACAACGAAUCCCGAUGAGGCACAGGAAAAUAUCCGUAAAGGAUUUGACGGCUUUCCAAAACUGAGUCAAGACGUUCAUGCUUCAGGAGUUGAGAGGUGCGACAAAAUCCCUUUAGACGGGGCGAAUGGUAGCGCAACGGUCACAAGCAAUGAGCUUCGUAGAACGCCGUGUAAUGCAAAUGGUAAUAAGUAUGAUAUUCGGCCUGAGAUGGUUAACGAAGAAAAUGUUCCAAUCUUGGCCAAGCAAAAUACCCACAAUACUAAUCCAUCUUGGAAAAUCGCAUUCGGUUUCCUUUACUCUCUAGAAGAUUCCGUGACCAGUUUUGAUGACCCAUGUGAUCCUCCUCCUCCAAUUACAAGCGACUUUGAAGUGUUUCGUGACAGUGUCGUCACGACAGCAUACGCUCCUUCGAGAUUGCGUUACUACGUGGCUGAUAUCCGCUAUGAUGAGAGUCCAACCUCACCGUUCCCCUCUCCGUCCGUCGCACCAACGUUCGGAGACUACUACAAGGAUCGCUAUGGCGUGGAUCUGUCACGUGAUCAGCCUCUAUUGGAUGUGGAUCACGUGUCCUCGCGCCUGAACUUCCUUCGGCCUCGUUAUAAAACAAGCAAGGGCAAAGAUCUGGCUCUACCGGAUGAGAAAUCCAAAAGGUCGCAGAGGUCACGUGUGUCCUUGGUCCCAGAGAUGUGUUCUAUCCACCCUAUACCGGGCUCACUGUGGCGUGACAUCACUAACAUGCCGUCUAUUCUUUAUCGUGUCGAUGCUUUGCUUAUAGCCGAGGAGCUACGCCAGAAAUUAGCCGUCGAGGCGGGGAUAGGUAUGCCCGUCUGGCCUGAAGGACAUGAUCUACCUCAACUGUCCAUCGAAGAGAUGGUAGCAGGGCCAAUUCACCCAGCUGCUGCCUCUAGCGACGUCACUGUACAGUGUUCCUCUUUCAGUGAUCCAAAUACUGCCGCUAAAACUUGCUCAGUAGUCAACACAAGUGUGCCUCUGGAGACUCGCUUGGGCAGCAUGAUCCUUAGCGAUUCUACUGAUGCGUGCACAUGGGAGACCCGGAGAAGUCACUCGAAUAAAGGGAGUGAAACUCCAGAAGUUGGCUUAAAUGGCAAGAGAGUAAACAGCGCAGGAACCUGUUUAACAGGGGAUGUAGACGCGAAUGUAUCUAAGGAUCGUGAAACGCAGUUCGACCCUGGACCAUCAUCCACUCUUAUCCUUCGAGCCCUGACCACAACAAGCGCCAACGAUAUCAUAGAUCACGAGCGCCUGGAGAUCUACGGUGAUGCUUUCAUCAAGUACGCAAUUUCCGAACUACUUUACAGCGAUUUCCCCAAUGUUAAUGAAGGGAGGCUGUCUUUCUUACGCGGCCUACGCGUUAGCAAUCAGCAGCUGUUCUAUCUAGGUCGCAGCCGUGGCUUAGCGCCUUUGAUACUUACUAAGCCGUUUGAGCCCGUUGGUAGCUGGGUGCCUCCAGGGUUCUCUUCUUCUUCCAUGCGUAACGUCCACGAGACCCUGGACGUGAGUCCUCAACAUGGAGUUAAUGACGUUCUGAACAUCGACGAUGAAGACAGUUUAGAUCAUUCCGAGAUCCAAGACAUCAGCGGCAAUGAAUGCCGGGGAAACGUCGAACCAAUGUUACUCCCACCGCACACGUUUACUGUUAUAUCCGAUAAAACUGUUGCUGAUACAAUCGAGGCGUUGAUAGGCGCUUGUUUGAUGUCGAGUGGGACGAAUGCGGCGCUUAGGCUGAUGAGAUGGCUUGACAUGGAUGUCUCGUCUUGCCCUGAUAGUAAACUCUCCAACCCUUCCACUGAGAGCUCGUCUGAAGACAAAGCACGAAGCAUCUAUCAGGAACCAUGUAUUACCAAUCAUAUACCCUCGGCUACAGAGCUAUCUGUUACAGAUAUCAAGCCUCCUCUAACCCCUUCCUUUUCAGGGAAGAUGGAUGUCCAGCUUUUCAAGCGAGCCGUACAAGAGCCACUCUCUACUCCUUUCAUCUCAAAGCAGACGGAUGAUCUCCUUCGCGUACGUACUGCAAAUGAUCAACCCCCAGCCACUGUAUGUUCGACUGCAGGGCAAGGGCUGUUUGAAAACGUUGAGCCAUCCUCGACCUCAACAGUCUCCAAGCAGAUGAAAGAACAACUUUCCGUGCAUGCAGUGGACGAAAAACUUUUUGACAAUGCAUACUCGACCUCAGAGCAUGACCUUUCUAUCAACAAGCAACAUCAAACUACUGCAGUCUUAUCGGAACACCAACUUGGCGAACUUGCCCUCGUCGAGGCUUCAUUGGGUUAUACUUUCCGAGACAGGGAUAUUCUGCUUCAGGCGCUAACUCAUACGUCUUACCCACGAGCCUACAGCUCCGUCAACAGCAGCUACGAACAGUUGGAGUUCCUGGGGGACGCCCUUCUCGAUUACCUCGUCACACGACACGUGCUACAGAGGUUCCCACGUCUCUCUCCCGGUGCAAUAACUGACUUGCGUUCUGCUGUGGUCAACAACUACAGCUUGGCGUGUCUGACCAUCCAGCGCGACUUUCACAAGCACAUGCGAUCCAUGUCGAUGGCACUGUUCAAGGUCGUGAGGAGGUUUGUGCGAAGGCUGAGCGAGAUAGAGGAAAAAGAGACGAGACCAGAUCAGGUUUAUUCCAAGCUUCUGCUCACCACAGUGGAGGAUGGGAGAGGCGGCGAGGCCAUAGAGGUCCCCAAGGUGCUCGGGGACUUGUUCGAGGCGCUCCUGGGUGCGCUAUACGUGGAUUGUGGAAGGGAUGAGGAACUAGCAUGGUCAGUUAUCUACCCUCUCCUGACACCAAUCAUCGAGCACUACUCGGUCCAUCUGCCUAUCUCACCCACUCGGCAGCUCGUGGAAAUGAUGCCAGGCGCCGCCACAUUCACCUGUCUGAGUCAAAACGUCAUCGGCCAUCACGCCUGUGAAUUGGUUGUCAAGGGUUACGGGCGGUUCAUGGGCACGGGCAGGAACGCCCAGAUCGCGCGAUCCACCGCUGCCCAGCACGCGCUGGCGCGCAUAAAGAGCAAACAAAAGAAAUAAAGACUGAGAACAAACAUCGAAAACAACAGAUCAUUGAGAUUCAUCCAUUCGCAAAAUGGAAAUGUGCUAGCGGUUUCUUGAAGAACUCUUUCCCAUUGGCAUGACUUGAAGCAGAUGUUCUACCGGGCCAUGUUUACGACAAUAAACUGCGACACUGUCAUACGCAAGUUCAACUGUCAUACGCAAGUUCAUAGAUUUUGAUGUGCCAUCGAACUGAGAUUACCAGGUCUCAAUAUUCAGAUGUCGCAUUUUGUUAUUGUUGCAAGAAAUUGGACUAUGUAGUUUCUAUUUCUUUACUCAAAUUUUAUUCUGUACUUUUAAAGAUUUUCUAGUGAGCUUAUUUUUUUGGUGAGCUUACAUUCUGGCGAAAUAGCAAAUAUUUGUCAGAGUUGGUACUGAGAUGUUAUUUUCCAUGAAGAUUUUAUUGAUUUUGGAGUUAUUUGUUUUUGUUCGUAUUUUUUGUCCUGUAUUUCAAGAGAUCGUUUCAACCAUCGUAAAAAGCAAGCAACGUCCUGCAGUUAGCGAGACCAAGUGCCUUCUGUUGCCAAAUAAACAGAUCUUUAUCGAA
Nematostella vectensis (starlet sea anemone) is the source of this 6408-nucleotide messenger RNA. Its product is annotated as endoribonuclease Dicer. Bases 195 to 5840 code for a protein of 1881 amino acids. Gene Ontology annotation, cellular component: nucleus; cytoplasm; RISC complex. NCBI's taxonomy places the organism in Eukaryota, Metazoa, Cnidaria, Anthozoa, Actiniaria, Edwardsiidae. The transcript is spliced from 13 exons. Gene Ontology annotation, biological process: siRNA processing; pre-miRNA processing; apoptotic DNA fragmentation. Gene Ontology annotation, molecular function: protein binding; RNA binding; deoxyribonuclease I activity. The record is from RefSeq and is a predicted model, not a curated record.